Molecule: messenger RNA, 1989 nt
Organism: Vitrella brassicaformis
Lineage: Eukaryota; Vitrellaceae
Source: the annotation of a GenBank genome assembly
CUUUGCUUCUCUCUCCCUCUCCCCUCUCGUCUCCUCUUCUGUGUGUGUGCAGGAGGGAGCGCAUAGGAGAGAUCUAUGUGAGAGCUCGAGCCUGAGCCUGUGCGUGCCUUCUCGCAGAGAUCUGCACACGAUGGCUGCACGGGCACUGCACGCUUAGGCUCCUCUGUGCGUGUGGUGCCCGCAUUUAAAUUAUGGAGAUCUCGUCACGGGAACGACGAACGACGCGCCUCACACCUUGCACCUGGGAGUCGUUCAUUCUUUCGAGGACACCUGACUGCCUCGAUGAGGGCAUGAGAGUCUUGUCACAGAGAUCAGGUAUGUACGCUCUUUUGCACGGCACAGCAUGGCACGACUUGGAAGAAAGACAGACGACGGCGCGUCUUUGCGUGGCUGUCUUUUCAUGCACUGUGGGGCUUCGAAGAUGGCCUGUCGGCACUAAAGACUUUUGCCUCUUUUGUUUUGCCUCUUUGCCCUUUUGCCUCGUUCGUUGCUACGUCUGUCUCAUGAUAGGGGCGGCGGACAGGCACGCAGGCAGGUUUGGCGAAAGAGUGCUGUCCCUCUCUCUCUCUCUCUGUGUGUGUGUGUGGGGGGGAGUUUGGUCACCAUCGUCUGGUUCGCUCCCUCGACUCGCCGGAGCACAAGCAGAUCCUCAAGAUGGUUCAGGCUGCCACACGGGUAACCACAGACACGCAACACGCCCGUCCAACCACACACAUUCACCGGUUUCUCUCUCUCUCUCUCUGCGUGUGUGUGGAUGAGUGCAGGAGUUGACCAUUUUGGGCUUCAUAGCGUUGCUGCUGUUCUCUGCGGUUCGGUGGGGCAUUGUCAAGGCCAUCAACGACAGCCUCUUCGGCAUCGACCGCAUCGAGGCCACCGCCGUCCGCGAGCUGACGUCACACCACGAGCCCAAGGAACUGGCCAUUACAAAAAUGUUCGAACGUGAGUCAGCACACACACACAGAGACGACAGAGAGGGAGAGAGACAUGUCUACGUGUGUAUUCAGUGUUCGAGUCGGUGCACUACUUUGUGUUUGCGGUCAUGGUGACGUUCAUCCUGAUGACGACGCUGCUCAUCAUUCUCGCACUCCGCCAAACCAACGUCUGGCACCGAUACGACAAACUCACCAUGGCCGACCUCUCUCGGCGGGGCGUGAGCAGUGCGGCAAUCAGCUACUGGGGAACGAAACACCGCUUCCACACGUACGUGAAUCAGCCAGUCAGCGAUGGGACGCUGGCAGAUAGACGGCCGUGUCAUGUCUCUCUGUGUGCGUGUCCAUCUACAUGUCAGCAACGACAACAUGUUCAUCGCCAAGCCGACACAGCCGUGUCGCUUCUCGUUCGCGUCGUAUCUGUCAGUGAGUCUGCUCGCCUUCCUGACGUCACUCGUGGAGAUCCCCGUCAUGUCAUGGUACGCACACACAGAGACAUGGACACAUGGACACACCACAUCUCUCUCUCUCUCUCUCUCACGCAGGAUGGUGCUCCUGGCUGUCGCCGUCCUUGCCAAGUACAGCCGGCUCCACACACAGUGUCACAACACACUCUCAUGUCACAUCUGUCUGUGACAGGCCGGCGUUGUCACUUGGCGAAACAGAUCUGGCGGUGUUCCUCUCAGUUUGCCUGGCGGGCCUCUUCCUGGUGUCGCUGACCUUCUGCGUCCACAUCGGCAACAAGCGCAGCUAUGUCGAGCCCAACGUCGUCAGCGUAUCUCAGGAAAUCCACCAGGGCACACGUAAGGAACAUCUGAGACACACACACACACACACACAAUGGAUGUGUGUGCAUGAUCAGCUGACCGCGUUCACGCGGCAGUUGAGAAGGACGCAGUGGUGAUUCCGUCUGGUCAGAACGCCAUCAGCCGUGCCAUCAACGCCACCUUCGGGCUGCCCUCGUUGGUCCAUCGAGACGAAAUGGCAUUUGCGCCACCACCUGAACGGAGCGAUGGCGUGAUCGAACUCAAUGGGCUUCCCGUCGCAUGCUCCACGUAGA